This is a messenger RNA of Spirodela intermedia, 787 nucleotides long. The record is from the annotation of a GenBank genome assembly. NCBI's taxonomy places the organism in Eukaryota, Viridiplantae, Streptophyta, Magnoliopsida, Alismatales, Araceae.
AUGGAUUAUUCAUUUUCCUUCUUUAAAUCUAAUACCCUUUUCUCAUCUUCCUCGUUUUAUCCCCCAUAUCCUCCCUCCUUUUUCUUCUCAUCUUGUACUUAGUGAAGAACUAACGAGUGUUCAUGUCGCAGACUAAUUCAGAGGUGACUAAUCACUACGGUUCUCUAAAGGAUCACAAAACAGUCCAAGUACAACAACCACUUAAAUUCCUCCUGUAUAGUUGCGAUCACAUCCCGAGAGUAGGUUUAUCAGCUAUAUUCGGUAUCUACCAUCCACUUGGAUGUGCCCCAGACUUGAUGCAACAUCUCUAUGUCAACUCGGCUACUGGCCGUGUUGUAUUAUUGUCUUGUUGCUAGCUAAUAGGUUUGUCCAGUUCAAGAUCAUUGACAAUUGGCAUAGUAGGGCCCGUCUAUUCAAUGACACGGUUUCCCUUUCUCUGUUAAACAUCAUUUUAUAAUAUUCACGUAAGUCAUAUGGUUCUUUGAUAGCAUCUCUACUAGUUAGGCCGUCUAGCUUUAAGGCGGUAGGGGACAUUCUAAUUAGUCCCAUAAAGUUAGGCAUUUAAUUUUCGUUUUCGGAAGUAUAAUGAUUGUCACAAUGAUUCACACGUUCAUCUCUCUCUCUCUCUAUCUAUCUAUCUAUCUAUCUAUCUAUCUAUCUAUCUAUCUAUCUAUCUAUUUAUCUAUAUAUAUAUAUCUAUCUCCCCCCUUCUUUCUCCCUCUCCCUUAUCAUAUUUUUACCAGGUGGGUGGUCAGACUUCGACAUCCAUCACACUGUAUACGGCUGA